AUGCCUUCAUCCGCUCCCCUCAUCCGAUCAAAAUUGAAUGGUCCCCAUGACCAAAAUGGUCACAAUGCCCACAAUGCCCACAAGCCGGAGAUCCCCAUCAGCUACGACAUCAACAUCCCCUACGUCGACGUCGACAAACUCUCCAAGAUCAAAACACCCUACCCUCAAUACUUGCCCUCCUGGGAUCCCGUCUGGUACGAUCCUCUACCACCCUUUGACUACUCCGAUCCCGCUCUGCGCGUCAAGGAUCAAUCCAUGCGUAAUCUUCUCACUCCCAACGUCACUGUCAACCAUAUCCAACCUAGCAUCGGUUCCGUGGUGACCGGCGUGCAACUCAAUCGCCUCUCGGACGCCGCCAAGGACGAGCUCGCCCUGCUCAUCUCCCAGCGCAAAGUCGUUGCCUUUCCCGAUCAGGAUCUCAUAGAUGACGGCCCUGCCGCCCAAGAGUCCUUCAUGCGGUACUUUGGAAAACCGAACUACCAGCCCGUCUCGGGCACCGUGCGCGGCCAUCCCGGGUUCCACGUUAUUCAUCGUGAUGGCAAUCGCGAGGAAAUCGCUCGUUUCCUCGAACAGCGCACGACUACCACCCUCUGGCAUCAGGAUGUCAGUUAUGAGAUCCAACCGCCCGGGUAUGUCAUGCUGGGUUUGUUGCAGGGACCCGAGGUGGGCGGUGAUACCGUCUUUUCCGCGACGGACAUGGCCUACAAGCGCUUGUCGCCCACCUUGCGAUCCUUCUUGGACACGUUGAAAUGCGUGCACACCUCAUCCAAGAUGAUUGCACACACGCGCCUGACGGGCGGGCUGGUGCGGAAGGAUCCGGUGGACACGGUCCAUCCGCUGGUGAGAGUGCAUCCGGUGACGGGCGAAAAGUGUCUGUUUGUCAAUGCCGAGUUCAUCACCAAGAUCCAGGGCAUGAAGGAGCCCGAGUUCAAGUGGAUGAUUGAUUUCUUGAUGAACCAUGUGGUCACUGGCCAUGAUUUCCAGGCCAGAGUCCGAUGGCAACCAAGGACGGUUGUCAUGUUUGAUAAUCGUUCAACGACUCACUCUGCCAUCGUCGACUAUCUCGACGACGAGUACGGUGCCAAAGCCCGGCAUAUCUUCCGACUUUGUGCCUUGGGCGAGAAGCCCAUCCCAGUCUAUGACGAGUUCGAGUGA
Messenger RNA from Penicillium diatomitis, 1155 nucleotides. Its product is annotated as TauD/TfdA dioxygenase family protein. The transcript has 2 exons. The record is from RefSeq and is a predicted model, not a curated record. Lineage: Eukaryota; Fungi; Ascomycota; Eurotiomycetes; Eurotiales; Aspergillaceae. Gene Ontology annotation, molecular function: 2-oxoglutarate-dependent dioxygenase activity. The coding region runs from base 1 to 1155 and encodes 384 amino acids. Gene Ontology annotation, cellular component: cytoplasm.